AUGACCCAGCAGAUAGGGUACUUCUCAGACCUUAAAGACCAGAUGUCAACCAGACUGAGUGCUGGCAGAGUGGCGGACUCGCUGUCGAAAUCUGUCUUCCUCAUAAGCGCCGGGUCGAAUGAUGCAUUUGAUUUCUUCUCACAGAACAGAUCACCAGACUCCACCGCGAUUCAGCAAUUCUCUGAAGCUAUGAUCUCCACGUAUGAUAGCCAUGUCAAAGCAUUAUACCAUUUGGAAGCGAGGAAAUUCGCUGUGAUCAAUGUGCCACUGAUUGGGUGUUGUCCAUACCUGAGAAGUCAGAACCCAACAGGAGAAUGUGUUGAGCAAUUGAAUAAGAUAGCCAAGAGUCUGAAUGAUGGAAUCAAGGAGCUGUUCAGCAAUCUCAGCUCAGAAAUGCAGGGCAUGAAGUACUCCAUUGGCAAUGCUUAUCAGCUUGUCUCUAGUCUGAUUCAAAACCCACAUGCCGCUGGGUUGGAGGAAGUGAAGAGUGCAUGCUGCGGUGGUGGCAGGUUCAAUGCUGAGAUAGGGUGCACCCCCAUCUCCAGCUGCUGCAGUGAUCGCAGCAAAUAUCUCUUCUGGGACCUGCUGCACCCUACCCAAGCUACCUCCAAGUUUGCGGGACUUGCCUUCUACGAUGGACCAGCACAGUUUGUCAGUCCCAUCAGCAUCAAGCAGCUAGUUGAGGCAUAA
This is a messenger RNA of Sorghum bicolor (sorghum), 690 nucleotides long. Its product is annotated as GDSL esterase/lipase At5g55050. The coding region runs from base 1 to 690 and encodes 229 amino acids. The record is from RefSeq and is a predicted model, not a curated record. The transcript has 3 exons. NCBI's taxonomy places the organism in Eukaryota, Viridiplantae, Streptophyta, Magnoliopsida, Poales, Poaceae. Gene Ontology annotation, molecular function: hydrolase activity, acting on ester bonds.